Messenger RNA from Tetrahymena thermophila SB210, 402 nucleotides. RefSeq lists its product as hypothetical. The record is from RefSeq and is a predicted model, not a curated record. The transcript is spliced from 5 exons. Lineage: Eukaryota; Ciliophora; Oligohymenophorea; Hymenostomatida; Tetrahymenidae.
AUGUUUUAGUAAAAUGCACUAAACUCUCAAAUUUGGAACUUGUUCUUAAUUACAAUUAUACUGAAGAUGAUGAAAGUAUAUAAGAAUUAGGUUCUGCUUUAUCUAAGCUCACUAAUCUCUAAUAUUUAAAACUUGGUCUUCGUGAAAAUAUAAUUAGAGCAAAAGGUGCAUCAGACUUAGGUUCUGCAUUAGUAAAGUGCUCUAAUCUCUUAUACUUAUUUCUUGAUCUUAGGUGGAAUUAAAUUGGUGAUGAAGGUGCAUUAGGCUUAAGUUCUGCUUUAGCAAAUAGUACUAAACUUUUAAUAUUAGAUCUUGAUAUCUAAUAUAAUGAAAUGGAUUCAGGAUACUACGAAUCAAUUAAAAAGUGUCGUAAAUCAAAAAGAUUAAUUCAUUUUUAUAUGA